GGCGCGUUGCUUGGCAAGGCUGGCACCGAUUCCUCUCUCUCCCCGCCUGAGCUGGAUUUGCAGUAUCUGGAGAGCUUUGGCGCUUCUUUCCCAAGGGAAAAUCGUGCUUUCCCGCUCCCCAUCGCAGCCUCCGAGGGGGCCGGAGAUGCUCUGAGGUUGGCAAGGCUUCCUUUGGCAUUCGGGACGGAUUGGAUGCCCUCUCGGAGCCUUUCUGCGACCAGACCGGGACCCAUGGCUUUGCCCUGAGCCAAGCAGCGGUGGAGGCUUCUUCUGGGACUGAGCCAUGGCUGAAGGGCAGCAGCGCCUUCCUCGGGGCGGGGAGGCCUGGGAGAUCGACGUGGAGAGCCUGGAGGACGAGGUCGCGCAGCCGAAGGCAGCCAGGUUGGAGGAGGAGGAGUUGGAGGAAGAGGAGGAGGAUGUGGACGAAGAAGAAGAAGAUGAUGGAGAGGAGGAGGAGGACGACGAGGAGGGCGAGGCUCUGCGGCGCCCUAUGCUCCCCCCGGAGCCGCCGAGGGCUCCCACCUCCGCUACCGAGGGCCCCGCGUUGGAGCCGCAGCCGCGGAAGCUGAGCCGGACGCCCAAGUGCGCACGAUGCCGCAACCACGGCGUGGUCUCCUGCCUGAAGGGCCACAAGCGCUUCUGCCGCUGGAGGGACUGCCAGUGUGCCAACUGCCUGCUGGUGGUGGAGAGGCAGCGCGUCAUGGCCGCCCAGGUGGCCCUCCGGAGGCAGCAGGCCACCGAGGAUAAGAAAGGACUUACUGGGAAACAAGCCAACUUUGAACGCAAGACAGUGUACCAAAGGCAUGUCCGGACACCGAGUUUGCUGGCUAAAAGCAUCUUGGAAGGUUACCGCCCCAUCCCAGCUGAUCCUUACCUCACUGGGAAUUCAUCCUUGCCAGCUCCUGUGAGCGACAGAAUGAGAAAAAGGCGGGCUUUUGCUGACAAGGAGCUGGAGAACAUCAUGCUUGAGAGGGAGUACAAAGAAAGAGAAAUGUUGGAAGCCACUCAGGCUGCUGCCUUUUUCCUGCCUAACCGCAUGGUACAUGGGACAGAAUACAACCCCUACAAAACUUCCUUUGGUCCAAACCAGGUUGAGACAUCAAAUAAGGACUUCUGUGGCUUCCUGCCAACUUGCCUAGAUCUGACUAUGCAGUAUUCAGGUUCAGGGAACAUGGAACUCAUCUCAUCGAAUGUGAGUGUGGCCACCACCUACAGACAAUACCCUUUGCCCUCACGGUUCCUGGUAUGGCCAAAGUGUGCCCCCAUCAAUGAUGCCCUUCUGUACCAGCAGUGUCUUCUGAAUGCCACCACAGUCCAGUCCCUCAAACCUGGGGCAACCUGGGAUCCUAAGGCUUCACAAGGCCAGGAUUGUCCAAACCCUGAACAUGAUGUGAUACUCUCGAAGAAUGAGAACUCAUUCUUGCUUCCUCAUGUUCGAGAAUUACAGCCAGCUCCAAAUGAACUUCAACAUAUUCCUCAGGAGAGCCGUGAGCGAUCAGCCUUCUCACCCCCUAAAAGGACAUUCUCACAGAUCUCUGACAAGGAUCACCUGGUUCCUCAAGAACAUCCCCUCAGCAAGGUUAGCAAAGAAACUGCUAAGCAGCAAGUGCAGUCUCUACCUUCUGCAGGACAGUCCAAAUAUAGUCCCUUUCAUUCAUUAUUCCAGAAGACACUAUGCAACCGAUCUGGACCAGAGUUGAAAAUGACAUUUGAUGAGGCAUCCAAGAAAUACAAAGAGAAUACCAUCAAAGAGAACCAGAAAUACAAGUUCACCAUUGAUAGAUAUGCAAAAGACUUCUUGGGAACUAAGCAAGUUGUGACAAAAUUGACAACAAAUGAACCCUUGUCAUUUUCUGUUGAAUCGAUCCUUAAGCGGCCAACUUCAAUGGUGACCAAUGUUUCUCAAUAAGAUAAGAUAAUUUUCAAAAGACUCAAGGCACUGUAUUUGCACUUAUGAUUAAAACCAUAUUAGGAAAUAAAUCCCUGUGCAUUCAGUGGAACUCUAUUUUUGUUUAAACAUGUUUGAGAUUAGGAGGCAAGAGGCUUCAUAUUCUGAUCCCAGAUGUAUUUGGAAGAAGUUUCCCUGAUUUUGCUGGGAUUUAUUUUUAAAUAAAGCAGGACAAGAUUUUGACUGGUUUCACUGACAUCAACUUAUUCCAGUAUAGCUAAUACUAUAUUUUAACUACAAAUCCCCCUAAAAAUUGUGAAUUGGCUGUUUCCAUUGUUUCCAGUGUAACAAUCACUGCCAAGUCUUCUGCAAAAUGAAUGUCCACCGCUGUAUCUCAUUACAAUUUUGUAUAAAGAAUUUGGGAUGUAAAUGGUGAUUUUAAAAUGUACAUAAAUAUGCAUGUUUUUCAUAUGCAAAUAAAUAUAUUUAAUUGUUUUGCAAAUACAACUGUUUUUUAGGGGUGGGCAGGGGCUUUAAUUCCCACUUUCCUUCACAAUAUCUAAGACACUGUUAUGGCACUAUAUCCACUUUAACUGCUGUGGUGACAUCUUGUGGAAUCCUAAGAUUAGCAGUUUAGGGAGGAGUAUUUAAAACUCUCAGCCACAGAGCUCUUGGACCUAACUAAACUACAAACCUCAGGAGCAACACCUAGGGGACUGUUCGUACUGCUUUCCACCAUAUGUUUUCAAAGGCAGUUGCCUCACUUUGCCUAAUGGUAGUAGGGCCAAAAGGGACUGCGGUGGCGCAGCGGGUUAAACAGCUAAGCUGCAGAACUUGCUGACUGGAAGGUCGGUGGUUCGAAUGGAGUGAGCUCCCAUUGUUAGCCCGAGCUUCUGCCAACCUAGCAGUUCAAAAACAUGCAAAUGUGAGUAGAUCAAUAGGUAUCGCUUCGGUGGAGAGGUAAUGGCACUCCAUGCAGUCAUGUUGACUACAUGACCUUGGAGGUCUCUACGGACAACGCCGGUUCUUCGGCUUAGAAAUGGAGAUGAGCACCACCCCCAGAGUAGGACAUGAUUACACUUAAUGCCAAGGGGAAACCUUUACUUUUACUUAGUAGGGCCAGCUUGCUACAGUUUAGUGAAUCACUCUUACAGCAAAACAGUUUUCCUUCCAACUUCUCCCUUCAUGAAUGCAAGAUCUAUAGUUUUUUUGCAUGUCAAGAACAACUUGAGUAAUUACAAGUCGCUUCUGGAAAAUCGGCUGUCUGCAAGGAUAUUGCCCAGGGGACACCCAGAUGUUUGGUGGUUUACCAUCCUGUGGGAGGCUUCUCUCAUGUCCCUGCAUGUGGAGCUGGAGCUGACAGAGGGAGCUCACCUGGUCUCGAAUUUGAACUGCCAACCUGUCGGUCAGAAGUCCUGCCGGCACAAGGGUUUAACUCAUUUUGCCACUGGGGGAUCCUAAGAUCUAUAGUAAGGUGAUGUGUUUUUCCACAUUCUAUGAAAAAUAAAAUUUAUGGGCUAUACCUGGAAAUAUGAUAAAGAUUCUUAUUCAAUGAAUACAGAUUGCUUCAGUGCUGGGUUGGAAUGAUGGUCAUCCUUUUUUCAUUGCUGGCCAUCCUGAACUUCUAUAUGCCACAGAAUAUUUCCUUCCCUGAUGCUGCAGACAGAGAAUUUUAUAACUAAGACAUUUAAAUUUGUGCUUUCUCUAAAUAAAUGAAAAAACCUGUUCAGUUUCCACAA
This is a messenger RNA of Anolis carolinensis (green anole), 3627 nucleotides long. It is a transcript of the gene dmrt2, whose product is annotated as doublesex and mab-3 related transcription factor 2. Gene Ontology annotation, biological process: sex differentiation; regulation of transcription by RNA polymerase II. Gene Ontology annotation, cellular component: nucleus. The coding region runs from base 284 to 1909 and encodes 541 amino acids. The transcript has 4 exons. Gene Ontology annotation, molecular function: DNA-binding transcription factor activity, RNA polymerase II-specific; RNA polymerase II cis-regulatory region sequence-specific DNA binding. Lineage: Eukaryota; Metazoa; Chordata; Lepidosauria; Squamata; Anolidae. The record is from RefSeq and is a predicted model, not a curated record.